Jatropha curcas is the source of this 1881-nucleotide messenger RNA. RefSeq names its product putative serine/threonine-protein kinase PBL3. Lineage: Eukaryota; Viridiplantae; Streptophyta; Magnoliopsida; Malpighiales; Euphorbiaceae. The record is from RefSeq and is a predicted model, not a curated record. Gene Ontology annotation, molecular function: protein kinase activity; ATP binding. Gene Ontology annotation, biological process: protein phosphorylation.
GUCUACACUGUUUCACAACAAUACAAAAUUCCAAAAGGGGCUACUCUUUCUCUCCUGCGUUUUCUCCUUUUCCAUUCUCACUUUCUUUCCUCUUUCUUUCUCACACGACAUCUCAUAAACGGCAACUGGGUACCUUCCCUCUUCUUUAUUUUUCCUGCUUAUCGAACCUAACUCUCUUCUUCAACAAAACCCACCAGUUUUUGUACCUGUUGUUUAACUUUCUCCCUUUUAGAUUGGAUUGGAGUUGCCAGUUUAAUGGUAUGGCUGCUAUUUGUUGUUAGAGAAGCAUUAGAAGAAGCAUUAGAAGAAGAAAGAUAAAACAUUGCGUGUUUGUGAGUUAAGAAAGUAAGUAUCUUUGGUGCGUAAGCGUAACCAAAUGGGAAACUGCUUAGAUUCUUCUGCAGCUAAAGUAGAUACGACGCAAGGUUAUAAUACUCCUUCUGGAGCGUCAAGAAUUUCCAGCAAAACCAGCCGCUCUUCAGUUCCUUCUAGUUUGACCAUCCCAUCUUCUGGUGAAAGGAGCACUUCUGAUUGUCUUCCUACUCCAAGAACAGAAGGUGAAAUAUUGUCAUCGCCAAAUCUAAAGCCAUUCUCAUUCAAUGAACUAAGGAAUGCCACCAGAAACUUCCGUCCAGAUAGUCUUCUGGGUGAAGGUGGUUUUGGUUAUGUUUUCAAAGGAUGGAUUGAUGAGAACACAAUGACUGCUGCAAAGCCUGGAUCAGGAAUGGUUGUAGCAGUCAAGAAGCUUAAACCUGAGGGUUUCCAGGGUCACAAGGAGUGGUUGACGGAAGUUAAUUAUCUUGGCCAACUUCAUCAUCCAAAUCUUGUUAAACUGAUUGGUUACUGCUUGGAGGGUGAGAACCGGCUUUUGGUCUAUGAGUUCAUGCCAAAAGGGAGCUUAGAGAAUCAUCUGUUCAGAAGAGGGCCACAGCCAUUAUCAUGGGCAGUGCGAAUAAAAGUGGCCAUUGGUGCUGCCAGAGGACUCUCUUUCCUUCAUGAUGCAAAAUCCCAAGUCAUAUACCGUGAUUUCAAGGCUUCUAAUAUUCUACUAGAUGCUGAAUUCAAUGCAAAACUUUCUGACUUUGGUUUGGCUAAGGCAGGCCCCACUGGUGAUAGAACUCAUGUGUCCACUCAAGUCAUGGGUACACACGGCUAUGCAGCGCCUGAAUAUGUUGCUACAGGUAGGCUGACAGCCAAGAGUGAUGUAUACAGCUUUGGAGUUGUGUUGCUUGAACUUCUGUCCGGGAGACGUGCUGUUGAUAAAACUAAGGUUGGUGUGGAGCAGAACCUGGUUGACUGGGCAAAACCCUACCUUGGUGACAAAAGAAAAUUAUUCCGGAUAAUGGACACGAAGUUGGGGGGGCAGUAUCCUCAGAAAGGAGCAUAUAUGGCUGCUAGCCUUGCCUUACAGUGUCUAAGUUCUGAAGCCAAAGUUAGGCCUAGAAUGUCUGAGGUGUUAGUGACAUUGGAGCAAAUUGAGUCCCCAAAAACUGCAGCAAAAUUCUCCCAAUCAGAGAUACCUGUCCGGAAGUCCCCAAUGAGACGGCACCAUUCUCCUCUUAAUCUAACGCCUAGUGCUUCCCCAUUGCUGUCCCACCGGCAAUCUCCACGAGUUCGCUGAGUAGAAACAUGUCUGUAAUUUUUCAUCUGCUUUCAUGUUUUCUGUGUAAAAUGUAAUUUGAGCAUGUAUCUUGCUGCAAUUUUGAUUUCAACAGAUUAUCACCACCUGCUUGAAGAUGUGUAGUUUUUUUUGUUUCUUUUUGUUUUUGUUUUUAUUUAUUUUUUUUUCCAGGGUAAUCUGUAUUUCAAUUAUCUUGUAAUUAUAUCUCAGGUGGCAAUAGUGUUUUUGCAUAAUGCAUGCAUUUUUAAUUCUUUCAUCCA